AUGUUGCCUUUACCUGUUUGUUCCUCUGCUCAUCUUCUGGUUCUUUCGGAGUCAAUUACAGUGGAUAUGAUAAAGACUUCCCUGUCAGGCAUGCCAUCUAGUAAAACUCCAGGUCCUGAUGGCUUUCCAGCAGAGUUCUUCAGAGCUACUUGGGGCAUUUUGGGCUCAGAGAUUACCACGGCGAUCUUAAAUUUCUUUGAGUCUCCCUUCAUGCCCAAAUCUCUAAACUCGACCUCUCUUGUGUUGUUGCAGAAAAGACCAGGGGCUGAAGAACUAAAAGACUAUAGGCCGAUAUCUUGUCUCAACACAAUUUAUAAGCUCAUAACUUGUCUUCUGGCUAAAAAGCUCAAGUCAAUUCUCCCUGAUUUGAUAGUUCCAAACCAGAUAGCUUUUGUCAAAGAUAGACUCUUGUUGGAAAAUGUUCUGCUGGCAUCUGAGGUGAUCAAGGGCUACCAUAAACAGAACCUCACUCCAAGAAUGACUUUGAAAGUGGAUAUUUCCAAAGCUUUCGAUUUCGUCAGAUGGGACUUCGUUCUUAGUGUCUUGCAGGCUCACAAAGUCCCUUUGGAUUUUCUUCAGGCUAUAAGAUCAUGCAUUUGCUCCCCUUCUUUCUCAGUGAGUAUCAAUGGAACAACCUCAAGGUAUUUCAAAGGGAAGACAGGUCUUAGGCAAGGGGACCCUCUCUCUCCGUCUCUGUUUGUUAUGGUGAUGAAUGUUCUAUCUUUGAUGCUGAACAAAGCGGCGGCGGAUGGAGUUUUUGUCUAUCAUCCAGGUUGUGAAAAUCUCGAGCUUACACACCUAUCUUUCGCUGAUGACUUACUUAUUUUUCUCGCUGGAAAUUUGGAUUCUCUGAAAGGUGUUUUCCGAGUUUUGAAGCGUUUUGAGGAGCUCUCAGGUUUGGCGGUAAACAUCUCAAAAACAAGUCUCUUCUGUUCAGGAGUUGAUCCCUUAACCUUGGCCGAAAUUGAAACUACAGUGGGUCUGGUUCCGAGUGCUCUGCCAAUUCGCUACUUGGGCCUUCCUCUAUGUUCUAGAAAACUUUCUGUGGCAGAUUGUGAUCCGUUGAUUACUCAAGUCAGAAAAAAGCUAAACAGUUGGACUCAUCGGUUGUUAAGUUUAGCAGGAAGAUAUACGUUACUCUCCACAGUCAUUCCUGGCAUUGUGGGUUUCUGGAGCUCGGCGUUCUUCUUACCAAAGGCCGUAAUCGGCAAAAUCAACUCCCUUUCAAGUGCUUUCUUCUGGCAUGACUCAACUGAUACCGCGAGAGGAGCUAAAGUAUCUUGGUUUGAUAUUUCUUUCCCUAAGAAGGAAGGAGGUUUGGGGUUGAGGAAUUUAAAAACCUGGAAUGAAACCUGCGCGUUAAAGCUUAUUUGGAUGUUGUUUUUCAGGGCAGGAUCUAUUUGGGUAGCCUGGAUCAGACACAAAUAUCUCUCUCAUUCCCCUUUUUGGGCAUUGAAUGGAAAAAACUACGAGUUUUCCUGGAUGUUCCGUCAAAUUCUGAAGCUUCGUGGUAAAGCAAAUCCUUUAAUCAGAAAUUUGAUCGGUAAUGGCGAUGACACAUUCUUUUGGUGGGAUCCAUGGACUCCUUAUGGGCCAUUGAUCUACUACAUUGGCUGUGAGGGACCGGCUUCAAUGGGCAUUCCUCUUUUCUCUACAGUCAGUGAAUUAAUAACAACACAGGGAUGGACUUUACCGCCUCCAAGAUCUGAGAAGCAGUUAAAUCUCCAGGUGUUCAUUACUACUCUAAUACCAUCAGCCUCAAGCGAUAGAACGGUUUGGCUCGUUGAUGAGGUGAUCCAAGACUCUUUCUCUUCUCGUCAAGUAUGGGAGUGUAUCAGGGAAAAGAAACCAGUGGUACCAUGGGCGAAUCUUAUUUGGCAUAAAGCGAGGGUCCCUAGACAUGCCUUCUCGGCGUGGCUCUUUGUUCUUAAUCGCAAUCCAACACUUGAUCGUUUAUCGAGAUGGGACUACGAUAUAGAACAAACAUGUCUCCUUUGUGGAGUAGCUGAUGAAUCGAGAGAUCACUUAUUUUUCAGCUGUCCUUUCUCUCAUCAGGUUUGGGAUGAGACACUCAUGAGACAUAUCUUUGGCCUUACUUCAGGCGUGGCAAGCUUGCAUCUACGAAAUAUGGCAUGA
Messenger RNA from Microthlaspi erraticum, 2136 nucleotides. Lineage: Eukaryota; Viridiplantae; Streptophyta; Magnoliopsida; Brassicales; Brassicaceae. The record is from the annotation of a GenBank genome assembly.